AUGGAGGCAUAUUGCAACGCAGUGCGCCACCUCGAAGACAAGUUCAACGGCAUAGAACUCAACCACGUCCUGUGCAAGUACAAUGAGGAUGCGGACGAGCUAGCUAAGAUCGCGUCGGGACGGACUACCAUUCCCCCGAAUAUCUUUGCUCGCGACAUCGUCAAACCCUCCGUCGAUUUCAAAGAUCCAGGGGAGCCGGGCCCCUCGACUGCCGAGCCCUCCGACGGGAAUCUCUCGGCGGACGAGACCGAGCCCAUGGAGACAGAAACCGAGACAUCCUUGGUGGACGAGGUCGAGGCAAUGCAGACUGACGAGGCCCCACUUUCGCAUGACUGGCGCGACCAGUUCCUCGACUGGAUCAACUGA
Panicum virgatum (switchgrass) is the source of this 366-nucleotide messenger RNA. RefSeq lists its product as uncharacterized. NCBI's taxonomy places the organism in Eukaryota, Viridiplantae, Streptophyta, Magnoliopsida, Poales, Poaceae. The coding region runs from base 1 to 366 and encodes 121 amino acids. The record is from RefSeq and is a predicted model, not a curated record. The transcript has a single exon.